This is a messenger RNA of Empidonax traillii (willow flycatcher), 3197 nucleotides long. RefSeq names its product OTU deubiquitinase 7B (gene OTUD7B). Gene Ontology annotation, biological process: protein deubiquitination involved in ubiquitin-dependent protein catabolic process; protein K11-linked deubiquitination; protein K63-linked deubiquitination. Gene Ontology annotation, cellular component: cytoplasm; nucleus. The coding region runs from base 137 to 2722 and encodes 861 amino acids. The record is from RefSeq and is a predicted model, not a curated record. Gene Ontology annotation, molecular function: cysteine-type deubiquitinase activity; DNA binding; K63-linked polyubiquitin modification-dependent protein binding. NCBI's taxonomy places the organism in Eukaryota, Metazoa, Chordata, Aves, Passeriformes, Tyrannidae. The transcript has 12 exons.
CGGCGGCGGGAGGGCCCGGGGGCCGCUCCGCUGCGGGCCGGGCCGCCCAUGGAGCCGCGCGCAGAUUGAUGCCGAGGAGCCGAUCAGGCGCCGCCGACCCCGUCCGUGCGCGGCUCCAUGAGCCACGGCCUCGGCUAUGGACAUCGUCCUGUCCGACUUUGUUCGCUCGACGGGGGCAGAGCCGGGGCUGGCCAGAGACCUCCUUGAAGGCAAGAACUGGGACCUGAGCGCGGCGCUGAGCGACUUCGAGCAGCUGCGGCAGGUGCACGCGGGGAACCUGCCGCCCUCCUUCAACGAGGGCCGCGGUGCCCGCACCCCGGAGCCGCGGGAGGCGGCACGGCCGGGCCGGCCGCCCCUGCAGCGCCAGGAUGACCUCGUGCAAGAGAAGCGCCUGUCCCGAGGCAUCUCCCACGCCAGCUCCACCAUCGUGUCCCUGGCGCGCUCCCACGUCUCCAGCAACGGCGGCGGCGGCGGCGGCGAGCACCUGCUGGAGACGCCCAUCUGCACCUUCCAGCUGCCCGACCUCACCGUGUACUCCGAGGAGUUCCGCAGCUUCAUCGAGCGCGACCUCAUCGAGCAGUCCAUGCUGGUGGCGCUGGAGCAGGCUGGGCGCCUGAACUGGUGGGUGACGGUGGAUCCCAGUUGCCAGCGCCUGCUGCCCCUGGCCACCACGGGCGACGGGAACUGCCUCCUCCACGCCGCCUCCCUGGGAAUGUGGGGCUUCCACGACCGGGACCUGAUGCUGCGGAAAUCCCUGUACACGCUGAUGGACAAGGGAGCGGAGCGGGAGGCGCUGAGGAGGAGGUGGCGCUGGCAGCAGACGCAGCAGAACAAGGAGUCUGGGCUGGUGUACACGGAGGAGGAGUGGCAGAAGGAGUGGAACGAGCUGAUCAAGCUGGCGUCCAGCGAGCCCCGCGUGCACUACGGCACCAACGGCGGCGGCUGCGGCGGGGUGGAGAGCUCGGAAGAGCCGGUGUACGAGAGCCUGGAGGAGUUCCACGUCUUCGUCCUGGCCCACGUGCUCAAGAGGCCCAUCGUGGUGGUGGCAGACACGAUGCUGCGGGACUCGGGGGGCGAAGCAUUUGCCCCCAUUCCCUUUGGAGGGAUCUACCUGCCCCUGGAAGUCCCAGCCAACAAAUGCCACCGCUCUCCCUUGGUUCUGGCUUACGACCAAGCCCAUUUCUCUGCCCUGGUCUCCAUGGAGCAGAAGGAAAACACAAAGGAUCAAGCUGUGAUCCCUCUGACGGACUCGGAGCACAAGCUGCUCCCGGUGCACUUCGCCGUGGAUCCCGGGAAGGACUGGCAGUGGGGGAAGGACGACAGUGACAACGUCAAGCUGGCCAGUGUGACGCUGUCGCUGGAGGCCAAGCUGCACCUGCUGCACAGCUACAUGACUGUGAGGUGGAUCACGUUGCCUUGUGACACGCAGGCGCCUCUGGCCCAGCCAGAAUCCCCCACGGCCUCGGCGGGGGACGACGCUCGCUCGGCGGCGGAGUCGGGCGAGUCGGACAAGGAGUCGGUGUGCAGCAGCUCCGCCAGCAAUGGCGGCGCCAGGGCGGCCAAGGACAGGGACAAGCCAAAGAAAGAGCGGGAGAAGGAGAAGGAGAAGGACAAAAAACGGGCAGACUCGGUGGCCAACAAGCUGGGGAGCUUCGGGAAGACCCUGGGCAGCAAGCUAAAAAAGAACAUGGGGGGCUUGAUGCACGGCAAGGCCGUGAAGGGCGGCCUGAGCAACGGGCAGGGGGACACCCUGGAGAAGAAGAAGAAGGGGUCCCUGAAGGGGCAGAAGGGCAGCAAGGAGGAGUGUUCCCCUGGAGACUCGGCGGCUCCCACGGAGAAGGCGUGCCCGGGGAAGGCGGCCCCGGAGAAGGCGCCGGACCCCUCCAAGUACAGCAGCGACGUGCGGCUGAGCCUGAGCAUCCUGCGCGCCGCCAUGCAGGGCGAGCGCAAGUUCAUCUUCGCCGGCCACCUCAAGACCAGCACCCGGCACCAGUUCCAGGAGGAGAUGAUCCAGAGGUACCUCCUGGACGCCGAGGAGCGCUUCCUGGCCGAGCAGAGGCAGAAGGAGGCGGAGAAGAAGGCGCUGGGCGGCGCAGCCCCGGCCAAGAAGCCGGAGGGGGAGGCGGGUGCCCACCGGGGCGAGGAGGCGAUGCCGGGCCCCGCGUUCCCCCCGCUGCCCCCCGCCUACCCCUCCCAGCCCCCCGAGCCGGCCCUGGGCGCUAAAAUAGCCGCUUUUCCCGCCGGCUAUUCCGGCGUUUUCACCUUCCCCAGGCCCUCAGUGGGCAGCGCGGAGGGGCCGCACCCCCCCGGGUGCCCCGAGGGCCGCAGGCAGCUGGCGGGGGGGCCCUGCGGGAGCCUCCCCCCCUACGCCACCCUGCCCCGGCACCACCAGGCCCGGCCCGGCCCCCCUGGCCCUGCCCAGCCGGGCAGGUUCUCCCCCACGGACAUGGACACCCAGCCUCCCUUCCCUCCGGAGUGCGAGGGCUCCUCCGGCUGCCUCCCCCCGCACAGCAACGGCUGCCGGGAGUUCCUGGAGCAGGACAAGGGGGCGGCGGCAGCGGAGAAGACGAGAAGCCGAGCCCUCUACGGCGUCCAGCAGACCAAGUGCAAACAGCCCAACUGCAGCUUCUAUGGACACCCGGAGACUGGGAACUUCUGUUCCUGCUGUUACAAGGAGGAGCUGCGGCGCCGGGAGCGGGAGGCGCUGGUGCACAGGUUCUGACGCUGCCCCCCCUCCCCGCCCCGCGCGGAUCUGGGACCCCCUGGAACACGGGGAAUGCAAUAAUAAUGGAGAUCCAGGAUGGUUUUAUACACCCCCUCCCCGGCUCCCUCCUGCGCUCUGGGAGGAGGGAGUGAGCGAUCCUGGGAUUGGGCUGGUGGGAUGGAGGGGGGAUGCAGGAGGGAGAGGGAGUGGGGAAAAACCAGCCCCUGCUUUCCCAGAGCCCCUGCGAGGGAGGAGGAGGAUUCCCAGGGAUGGCCUUGGGACAGCAGGGGCUGCUCGGGUCGGAGCACAGGGUGAGGGGGGAGAAUUCCUCAAAAACUCAAUAAACCAGACCAAAGCUUUGGGAGCUGGGGGUGGGGGGGGGGUGCAGCCCCCGCCGGGUCCUUCCGACCGCCCGGGACGGAGCGAAAAACGCCCCAGUUUGAGCGUCACCAACCUUUUAAUGGAGUUUUUUAACACUGGUUUUUAUUCUGUA